AUGAACGGUUCAACAGGAUCUUCAUUUGAUACCUCGCGUCUAACGAAAGCUGCCGCCGCCGAAUAUUCUUCAUCAGCAUCCGAAUCUGAAGAUGAGCAUCUUGCGCCAGGCCUCGACGCCGACAACGACUUCGGUGACUUCAACCCUCGUAAGAGACGUCGCACGGGUCGUAAUAACAAGGAAAAGGCAGCGCUAGGCAUCUUUGGCUCCGAUAGCGAGGACGACGGCCCAGCUAGGAAAUGGAAGAGAACUACAUUAAGGAACAAAGGCAUGAACUUUGUUUCUACAGGCGCAGGCAGCGAGAAAGAAGACGACGAUGAAGAGUCCGACGGCAACCGCCCAAUGCUAGGAAGCGCCAUGGAUCAAGACGAGGAUGAGGACGAAGAGGAAGAAGAAAAUACCCGUGGAAUCGGUCUCGGCUUCGCAGGCCUUGCCCGCGGUUUCGCUCAGAACGAUACCCAAAACUCAAGUCGAAGCGCAAGCGCCGAAGCACCAUCCCGUCCGGCCUUCCGAACCCGAUUCGAUGGAAAGAACCCUCUUGGUAUGGGCUUUGUCCCCUCAUCAGCGAACGAUCCAGUCCUCAAGAACACACGCGAUAAUGGGUCUCCAACACCACGCAACAAACCACAGCCCAGUGCGUUCAGCGCAAAGGGCAAAACAAAUCCCAAAUCGUUCGGUGCUCGAAUGAUGGCCAAGAUGGGCUACGAAGAGGGCAAAGGUCUGGGUAAAGAAGGACAGGGUCGAAACGUAAUCAUCGAAGCAAACUUGCGACCACAAGGUAUCGGUUUGGGUGCGGUGAAGGAAAAGUCUGAGCAGGAGCGAAAAGAAGAGAAGCGACAAGCUCAGUUACGAGGAGAAGAGGUUGUUGAUUCAGAUGAGGAAGAGAAGAAGAAGCGCAAAAGGGCAAAGAAGAAGUCCCUGGGAGGUGCAUUCGACAGUGCUACGAGUACACCGCGACGACAGAAGCCGAAAUACCUUACAGCGGAGGAGCUCAAAGCCACCGCGCCAGGUCUUCAUAUUCCAGAUGCCUUUGCUCCUAUUCUGGACAUGACAGGGCCAGGCAGCAAGAUGCUCACUUCGACAAGUGGCAUCAUGACACCCACAACAGGAACCGCUACACCGGAAUCGACAGAAGUCAUCGAGGCAAGAAAGCUUGUCAAGAGAGCGCAAGCAGAUUUGUUAGCUUUCUCCGACGAAUGGAAGAGCUUGCAAGAAAGGAAAACCUGGAUCGAUUUGGAACUGAAGGAGAAGGAGCAAGAGAUGGACGAUUUGCGGUCAGACUUUGAAAGGUUACAGGUCUUUUCCGAAUUAGUCAGUGGGGAGCUUGCAACAGCCGACUGGGACCAGCUUAUUGCAUGUCUACAUAAAGCUCUUGAACUCAAGGCUACAACAUCAGAGAUUGCCGACAUCGCUGUUGCAGCUAUCCACCCAUUCCUUCGUGAGGCAGAAUGGGAUCUCCUUCAAGAGCCUACACGCUUCGCUUCAGGAAUCAAAGAACUGCUACCACUUCUCAUGCCAGCAACUUCCAACGGCAAGGCUGUCGGCAAGUGGGAUUCCUUGUCGGUUGAUACAGACGACAUCUACCGUCGCCACCACAAGUCAACGACACCUUACGAAAGCAUGAUGUACAAGAAUUGGCUACCCAAAGCCCUUACUGCGGUCCGCUCAUGGGAUGUCUUGGAUCCGACACCAAUGCUAAGUGUCAUGGAGGCUUGGCAUGAUCUUCUACCAGUCUUUGUUCGCGCACAAUUUAUCGACAACAUUGUCCGAAAACUAGAAACUGCUGUUUCAGACUGGAACCCCAAAAGCAGACGCCAGAGCCAGCGCCUACCACACAUUUGGCUAUUCCCCUGGCUUCAAUACCUACCAUCAUAUCAUCUCGACCCCAGGGGUACUGGUCUCGUAGCAGACGUUAGACGAAAGUUCAGACAACUCAUCGACGUGUGGGAGUUCAAGAAGGGUGAACUACCGGGACUCAAAGACUGGAAGGGUGUGUUGGGAGAUCAAUGGCGUCCCCUCGUCAUGUCCCACGUCCUCCCCUCGAUGGGCAAAUACCUCAGCCGAAACUUCACCGUCGAGCCCUCGGACCAAGAACCCACGCUUCCAGUCCUCAUGGGAAUACUGGAUUGGCGGUACAUCCUCGGCAGGAGGAUCGUCGCCGAGGUGCUCAUGCAGCACAUGUUCCCCAUGUGGCACCGGAUACUCGUGGAGUGGUUGUCUCGUGACGAGGUUGACUUGGCUGAGGUUGCCGAGUGGUAUGGGUGGUGGCGAGGGGGUGUUUUGAAGGAGCUCGCAGAGGUGAACUCCGUUAAGGCGGAGUUUGACAAGGGGAUGAAGGUUAUGGCGAAGGCGGUUGCAGGGGCGUAA
This is a messenger RNA of Fusarium pseudograminearum CS3096, 2367 nucleotides long. RefSeq lists its product as uncharacterized. Gene Ontology annotation, biological process: spliceosomal complex disassembly. Gene Ontology annotation, cellular component: U2-type post-mRNA release spliceosomal complex. The coding region runs from base 1 to 2367 and encodes 788 amino acids. Gene Ontology annotation, molecular function: nucleic acid binding. The record is from RefSeq and is a predicted model, not a curated record. The transcript has a single exon. Lineage: Eukaryota; Fungi; Ascomycota; Sordariomycetes; Hypocreales; Nectriaceae.